AUGGGAGAAAAAGGCCCGUAUAUCCCACCCCUCAUUGGGUGGAUGUAUGAUUUGACCCUUUGGACAUUCUCUGUGCUCAUCGACCUCUUCUUCCGCGAAGUGCACCCCCGAGGAUCAUGGAAGAUCCCCCGUCGCGGUCCCAUCAUCCUGGUGGCAGCUCCCCAUGCGAACCAGUUCGUGGACUCUUUGGUUUUGAUGCGCGUCAUUCGCAGCGAAGCGCAACGUCGGAUCUCAUGGCUCAUUGCGGAGAAAUCUUUUCGACGCAAGUUUAUCGGAUUUCUUGCGAGAGGAAUUGGAACGUUGCCCGUGGCACGGGCUAUGGACAAUUUGAAACCCGGAACGGGCACCGUAUAUCUUCCAGAUCCGAUCAACCAGCCAACUUUGCUGCGAGGUGUCGGAACUAACUUCGAAGGAAAAGGCUUUGAGGUGGAUGGAACCAUCGCUUUGCCUACUGUCAAUGGAACAUCCCACAGUACGGCAAUUGCAGAGAUCAAGGGACCGGAGGAGUUGAUCCUCAAGAAGGCGUUCAAGCACAAAGAUGCGCUCUUCCAGCUCACUGGACGUCAAGAUAUUGACGAGGAUGGCAAGUUCACUGGAGAUGCAUCCGAGCAGGUCUCAGAUUUCAAGGGCACCAAGUUCAAGGUCGCUCCGCAUGUGGAUCAGACUGCAGUAUACCAGGCAGUUUUUAAAAGACUAGGCGCUGGAGGCUGUGUCGGUAUCUUUCCGGAAGGCGGAAGCCAUGAUCGCACUACACUACUUCCCCUGAAAGCUGGCGUCGCUCUGAUGGCUCUCGGCACCCUGGCCGAGAACCCGGACUGUGGCUUAAAGAUCGUUCCUUGCGGUAUGAACUAUUUCCAUGCCCAUAAAUUCCGCUCCCGCGCCGUGAUUGAGUUUGGCACUCCCAUCGACGUUCCUCCAGAAUUGGUGGAGCAGUUCAAGCAGGGUGAACGACGUGAGUCUGUCGGUGCUUUGCUAGAAAUUAUCUAUGGAAGUCUCGUCUCCGUCACCGUCACUAGCCCCGAUUAUGAAACCCUUAUGGUCAUCCAAGCUGCUCGCCGCCUGUACAACACCAAAGGCAAAAAGCUCCCUCUUCCUAUGGUUGUGGAGCUGAACCGCCGUCUUGUGAAAGGUUACGCUCACUUCAAGGACGAUCCCAGGAUCGUUGAUAUGCGCAAGUCUAUUGUAGGAUACAACAAACAGCUCCGCAUCCUCGGGAUCCGGGAUCACCAAGUCGCCUAUGCCAAGUUCACCAUUUUACAGGUGGUGGCUACAUUGAUCUACCGUCUAGGCAAAUUGGCCCUCCUGACCAUUGGCACACUCCCCGGUUUCUUGCUCUUCACACCCGUCUUCAUCGCGACCAAGUAUCUCUCAGCAAAGAAGUCCAAGGAGGCACUGGCUGCCUCUACCGUAAAACUUCAAGGACGAGAUGUUAUGGCCACAUGGAAGCUUCUGAUUGCACUUGCGUUUGCUCCAGCACUCUACGCAUUCUAUACUGCCUCCUUCACUUAUUGGACAUACUGGAACCGGGUCAAUGGAUUCGUUCCAGACUGGGUUCCUCUUUGGUCGGUGGUGAUGGGAGGCAUGGUCCUGUUCCCCACAAUCACCUUCGCGGCACUCCGGAUUGGUGAGGUGGGCAUGGACAUCAUCAAGUCACUUCGCCCGCUCGUUCUGUCGCUAAACCCCUCAUCGGCUAACACAUUGGUACGACUUCGUGAGAGACGCGCUGCACUAGCCCAGCAAGUGACAGAUGCGAUCAACACCAUGGGACCCGAGUUGUUCCCCGACUUUGAUGCCUCUCGGAUUGUCACAGAUCCAUUCAGUAAAGAAGAGGCAAACCCAACAGAAACUAAGCCUCACAAUGUACUGCCGGAGAUCAGAAAGACCAGCGUGUCAGACCAUGACGAGAAAAUGCCUGCAUCCGAGCCCCUGCCUCGCAAUGAGUCCUUCCACAAUUUGGCUAACAUUGGCUUCUUCUCCACCCGGCCUCCUAGUCGUGACCGCAGCCGCAGCAGCUCUGCCAGUGUUCGACCUGGGUCUCGGCACGGGUUGAAGCCACUCAGCCCUCUCACCAUGAAAGAUCCACUCGAAGACGUGAGUUCGCGUAUCCGGGAUGCCAUGCGCGAGCGUGGAGAACGCCGUCGUCGCCGAAGCGAAGAUGGGAGCUGGGAUAUGGGCAGCUCAGGCCCUGGAACCCCAUCCAGCGAGGAGUACCGAAAAGAUCUUUGA
Molecule: messenger RNA, 2226 nt
Organism: Penicillium paradoxum
Lineage: Eukaryota; Fungi; Ascomycota; Eurotiomycetes; Eurotiales; Aspergillaceae
Product: putative glycerol-3-phosphate acyltransferase Sct1
Exons: 4
Coding region: 1-2226 (741 amino acids)
Biological process (GO): phospholipid biosynthetic process
Cellular component (GO): endoplasmic reticulum membrane
Molecular function (GO): glycerone-phosphate O-acyltransferase activity; glycerol-3-phosphate O-acyltransferase activity
Source: RefSeq, a predicted model, not a curated record